GUGGGAGAGACAUGGUAACCCUAUCAUAACAAGCGCACCUCCUACCUGUCUGUCUUUUCAUCAAGAAACGCCUACCUUUUGACACCGGCCAGCGACGCCAGGGAGGCCUCGCAAAAAGAAAGUAAUUUUAGCAUGGUCUUUACGCGCAUGCUGUUAGUACUAUUCCAUGAAAUGCUUUAUUUUGACCAAAUCACUUCUUACAGUUACCAAGAGUACAGCUCGUAAUUCUGACUUAACACUAGAAUAACCUAAACAGGCGUGAAUAUGACAAGUUCCUCUUGAGGAGGCGUGUUUUCCUAAGCCCGUCAGUAAUAAUUAUAUUACACCCACUUUGCAAAUUAUAAUAUAACUUGACCAAUAAAAUUACUUUGUUACUGUUGUUCCCCAACCUAAAAUAAAGUUACAAGUAAGUUAAGUCGCUGAAUCUAUCAAUAGUUUUCAAACUACAACGAUUGUCAUGAUCUCGCCUACGGACACAUUAACUGCAGAAUGAAUUAAUAGGUAAACUCUGCACAUCUGGUUUUUAAUUAGAAGGAGCCAAUAAGCGUCAGUGUAUAAAAUUUCCCUUUCAAAUGCAGCUGUAGUGGCUAAAUUUGAUGCACAAUAGCAUUCACAGCAUAAAUAAAACGCCGUUAACCCGAGGAUCAGUUGCCUUAUUUCCACCUUGCGUACAGUUAAAGCAGAGUAUUUUUCAAGGGACUUGUCGACUCUGCAAUGUACUUAACAGCUUUAAAGCCCAGUACGUUUACAGUUCUCUUCAUGUUUUGCCUGCUUGUGAGGGCUUCGUCCUCCGUUGGCGCACUUGAUAAGAGGUCUGGAGACGAGCAUGAUGUCAUAGGGUCCUUUUCUACCGAUCCGGAAGAGGACGAAAUUAUCCUGAACGAGGAAAACCUUCGUCCGGAAUAUAGCCAAACAGAAGACACGGCAACCGAUGACGACUUCCCGCUACAAGGAAUUAUGAGCAACCUCAGGGAAAAAAGGGACAAAUGCCGUAAGCCUGGCACAACACAAAGUGUAGAUACACCAUAUACCACAACAGGAACUGGUCAACUUGUUUACGAGUGCAAAGAUCACUGCAGAUGUAAACAGUGUAUUAAGUGUGUUCCGAGCAAUAAGCCGGUUGUACAGGCACGAUAAUAUUGUCGAGUUGAUAAGACGAAUUACGGAUCAGGGCUAUAAUUAUGAGACUGGCGUAAAAUAACAUUGCUUGUAAGAUGUAACUAAAUAGAAAACUGAAAUAAAUAAAGUAAAUGAAGAUCAUGCCUUGUAACCCCAAA
Messenger RNA from Orbicella faveolata, 1277 nucleotides. RefSeq lists its product as uncharacterized. The record is from RefSeq and is a predicted model, not a curated record. Lineage: Eukaryota; Metazoa; Cnidaria; Anthozoa; Scleractinia; Merulinidae.